AUGACUGGAAGGGGGAAAGCUAGAAAGCCCGCAGGCGGCAAAAAACACACCAAAUCGUUUAGGGCAGGUUUAGUCAUGCCUGUUGGUCGAGUCCAUCGUUACCUUAAACUCGGACGGUACGCCCGGCGUACCUCCACAGCUGCGUCGGUCUAUCUUUCAGCUGUCAUUGAGUAUCUUGUUGCUGAGGUCAACGAACUCUCUGGAAAUGCAGCUAAAGCAAAUAAGAGGAAGACAAUAACCCCUCGUCACAUCAUGCUCGGCGUGCGUAACGAUGCUGAGUUGAAUGAAUUGCUUAAAAACGUGCACAUCUCCCAUGGCGGUGUCCUUCCCUGCAUUCAUCCCUCCUUGCUCAAGCGCAAAUCCUUUCAAAACACCGUCGGAGCCACUGUAAAUGGCCCCGCGCAGGUCGUUUCCGCGCUCUCCACCACGGGUCGUGGGUCUGCUGGCGGUGCCGCAACGUCAACCGGAAUAUCUGCGACGCACGGACCUGGAGCAAGCACCUGA
Messenger RNA from Mesocestoides corti, 504 nucleotides. NCBI's taxonomy places the organism in Eukaryota, Metazoa, Platyhelminthes, Cestoda, Cyclophyllidea, Mesocestoididae. The record is from the annotation of a GenBank genome assembly.